Messenger RNA from Acanthosepion pharaonis, 2499 nucleotides. NCBI's taxonomy places the organism in Eukaryota, Metazoa, Mollusca, Cephalopoda, Sepiida, Sepiidae. The record is from the annotation of a GenBank genome assembly.
AUGGGUCCAAAAUCUCGACCCAAGCGCUCGAAAGAAGAUGAUAAAGACUCGAAAGCGUUGAUUGAUGUUGAAGAUAUGUACGAUGGUGAAGAUAUCACUGCUGAGGAAGAGAAUGCCGAAACACGUCAAAUGAUAGUGGAACAAAAUAGAAAGAAGAAAAAAUCUGGUGGAUUCCAGUCAAUGGGAUUAUCAAAGAACGUGUUCAAGGGAGUCAUUAAAAAAGGAUACAAGAUUCCAACCCCAAUUCAAAGAAAGACAAUUCCCUUAUUAAUCUGUGGUCAAGAUGUUGUUGCCAUGGCACGUACAGGGAGUGGGAAGACAGCUGCAUUUUUGAUCCCAAUGUUUGAGCGUCUGAAAACACACUCAGUUAAAGUUGGUGCCAGAGCCUUGAUUAUGUCGCCUACCCGAGAGUUGGCCAUGCAGACCCUGCGUUUUACCAAAGAGUUGGGCAAAUUUACUGGCCUAAGGGCUGCUGUGAUUCUGGGAGGUGACAGAAUGGAAGACCAAUUUUCAGCUCUUCAUUCUUCACCUGAUAUAAUUAUUGCUACUCCUGGUCGAUUUCUUCAUGUUGUCAUGGAAAUGGAGUUAAAACUGUCCUCUCUUGAAUAUGUUGUAUUUGAUGAAGCAGAUCGAUUGUUCGAAAUGGGUUUCCAAGAGCAGCUGCAAGAAAUUCUCAACCGUCUUCCAGAGAAUCGACAGACAUUGCUUUUUUCUGCUACAUUGCCACGCCUUCUGGUGGACUUUGCCAAGGCGGGCCUUAACAAUCCAACUUUAAUCCGUCUUGAUGUCGACAACAAACUUAGUGAUCAACUUAAAACUGCCUACUUUUACUGCCGAGAUGUUGAGAAGUCUUCUUUGUUGCUAUAUCUCCUUCAAAAUGUUAUCAAACCAUUUGAACAAACAGUUGUGUUUGCUGCUACUAAACAUCAUGUGGAAUACUUAGUCACGUUACUGACUAAAGCGGACAUCAAAUGCACAUAUGUAUACAGCUCUCUGGAUCCAUCUGCCCGUAAAAUCAAUGUGGCCAAGUUCCAAAACAAACGAGUGAAUGUCAUGAUAGUCACAGAUUUGGCUGCCAGAGGAAUAGAUAUUCCACUCUUGGAUAAUGUCAUCAAUUAUAACUUUUCUGGAAAACCCAAACUUUUUGUCCACAGAGUUGGUCGUGUUGCUAGAGCAGGCCGGUGUGGGACAGCAUACUCCAUCCUCUCAUCUGAUGAACUUCCUUACCUGAUUGACUUGCAUGUUUUCCUGGGGAGGUCAUUCAAGUACAUUCCUUUGAAGGUAGAAAUCAACAAAGAAAAUUCUGAUGAAGAUGGUUACCUUGGAGCUGUACCUGUGACUGUAAUAGAACAGUGGCAAGACAACCUUUUACGGUGGCAUAAAGAAAAUAUAGAACUACAAAAUUUAACCAAAGUAUGUGCAAAUGCCUACACUCAGUAUGUAAAGUCAAGGCCACUCCCAGCUGCUGAAUCUGUGAAAAGAAUGAAGGAACUUGAUCAAGGUGGUUUCAAAAUUGGAAUUCACCCAUUAUUCAAAAAUCAGAUUUCUACCGUGGAGAAUGAAAAGAUAAAGUUUUUACAAGCCUUGAAGAAUUACAAAACUGGAUCAACAGUGUUUGAGAUUUGUGCAAACAACAAGAACACCAAACCCUUGGAGGUGAUGAAAAAGAAACGAGAACAGCAUGAGAAAGUGAUUCAACAAAGAAUGUACAAAGAACAACAGGUGGAAACAGAAAAAAGAUUAGCAGAAGAAGACAUGGCCGCAGUCGAGCCCACUUCUCUGGAUCUGAUUGAAUCAACAGAUCAAGAACUCACGACUGUAUUUAGUUCCGUUGUUACAACAAAGGCAUCAAAAGGUAUCUUCAAGAAGAAGCAGAAGAAAAAUUCUGUCAAAGACGAGAAUUAUGUCCAUUAUCGACCUGCAGACUAUCAAACAGAGAAAUCCCUAAGUGUUAAUGCUGGAUUCUGUCGAGAGGCAGAUAAUUUGGGUUUUGAAGUAGCUACAGACGAUGUGAAUGAAAUGAGGAAGACUCAAAGCAAAACUAAAUGGGACAGAAAAAAGAAGAAGUUUGUCUCCUUGAAUGCUAGUGAGAGUAAGAAGGAGAAAAAAAUCAGAACUGAAAGUGGAGUCCUCAUUCCCGCAUCUUACAAAACUAAUUUAUAUGAGAAAUGGAAGCAAAGAAAUAUGAUUGACGAUCAAGAUGAAGAAAGUGAGAAAGAAGGAAAGCAAACAAAUAAAACACGUCAAGAAGAAGGAAUAAAAGUUUUGGGAUUGAAUAAGAGACGAUUUUCAAAAGUCGAGCAAGAAGAAAUGCCAAAUGCUAGAGUGAAGAAACGUAAAUUUAAGAAACGAGAACAGAUUCCAGUUGUUGUUCAACUUGUUCCACAAAAGCAGGGAAGUUUGGGUCAGCCAAACACAACUGCAAGAGUUUGCGGAUAUUACAUGCUGGAAGGUGACUGUGUUGGUAGGCUUCUGCUAAAUGAUGAGCAUCUUUCUUAG